CGCGAGCAACCCUUCACGUUAUUCCGCUAUCAGUAGACAUGAGGUGGCAAACCGUCGAUAGACUGCAAUCUCAUGCACAUCUUGUACCAUUCUAUUUUGGGUUUGUAAGACCAGGUAGUAACUGGCUAUGCACAUACGGUGCUGAAAUGAUCAUGAUGUACGUUCAACUGCGCAAACUGAGAUCAUGAUGUUGAUCCACCAGCUCUCUAUCGGACUCAUUGACGGAUCUUUGAAAAUGUAUUUGACUGAUGUCCUGGUGGAUGAUAGGACAACAUAAAAGUCACAGCUAGGGACCAUUACAUCGUCAACGAGGUACAAUGGCCUCUCCCAAAGUCUGGUUUAUAACGGGGACGUCCUCAGGAUUCGGAAGGUCUAUGACGGAGUAUGCACUCAGCCAAGGCAACAUCGUAGUAGCGACCCUCCGCAAGCCACAAGUCCUAUCUGAUCUCGCAGCCCGAUACUCAGCAGACAAGCUCCUCGUACUCAAAGUCGAUGUUACGAAGCAAGAGGAUAUCGACGAAGCAUUCGUGCGCACACGUUCGGCAUUCGGACGGCUGGACGUAGUGUUCAACAAUGCCGGAUAUGCACUUCUCAUGGAAAUUGAAGGCACGCCCGAUGAUAGAGCGCGUGAGCUUUUCGAGACAAAUUUUUGGGGUGCGGCGAAUGUUAGUCGUGCUGCCGUGAAUUUUUUUAGGGAGGUGAAUGAACCGGGAAAGGGGGGAAUAAUUCUUCAAGUUAGUUCUGUUGGUGGGUUUCACGCGCUUCCUGGGUUUGGUUAUUAUGCUGCAUCGAAACAUGCACUGGAUGGUUUCUCAGAUGGCCUUGCAAAAGAGCUGCCAGCUUCCUGGAACAUAAAUAUCUGUAUCAUUGAACCUGGGGCAUUCCAUACAAACGGAAGCAGAGGGGUAAUGGUAUUACCGCAGCAUCUAGCAUACAUCAACGAGUCCUUUCCGACUUCGAGGUUCCGUCAGAUGAUGGAGGGCGCGGUUUUUGAAGGAGAUCCGGAAAAGUUCACGCGGACUGUGUAUACCGUUGUACAGGGAGGAAAGAUACCGAAGCGAUUGCCUAUGGGUUUGGAUGCGCUUAAAAUGCUGAAUCUUAGGAUUGAGAAUUUAAAGGCGACUGUGGACGAGACGAAGGAAUGGUCAGUGGAUCUGAAGAGACUUGAUCUCGGAGUCGGACUUCUAAAAAUAGCUUAAUACCAUGUAUCCCACCCACUCUACAACUCCAAUGAACGUGAUCUCUAUCAUCCAAGCUAUGAGUAGGACUAAAUUCAUUCGCCCGCUCAUUACUACAAGAAUAGCUUCCUACAGACUAUACUGAGACUCUCAGCGACAAGCACGUAACAUGCUCAGGCUUAUCCUUGCCUGCUCGUGUACAUCCUCACAGCUACAACUAU
Molecule: messenger RNA, 1399 nt
Organism: Suillus bovinus
Lineage: Eukaryota; Fungi; Basidiomycota; Agaricomycetes; Boletales; Suillaceae
Exons: 5
Coding region: 318-1199 (293 amino acids)
Molecular function (GO): oxidoreductase activity
Source: RefSeq, a predicted model, not a curated record